ACGCAUGUAAACGGGCUUAAGAAAAAAAUAAUAGGACAAUAGACUUACAAGGUUUUUUUUUAUUAAAAGGUACCCGGCAGAAAAUUAGCGGGAAAUUCACAUUCCUCGAAUUUUUUUCUUUCAUAUACGUUAUACGUUGAAGAACUUUAAUUGAACCUUAAAAACAAUAUCAUAUCUUUAUUAUUAAGUCUCAGUUUACUGAAAAAAUACUUCCAUAUUAGCACACAAAAUGGAGAACGCUAAAUUACCAAUCGAAAAUGCUCAUGAACCUACUGAAGAAGCUCAUCAACCGGUGUGCGUUAGCGGUAUCACCAUGAGUUCCCAAGAGGAGGCAAACAAACCGAAAAAGCGGCAUGCAACGUUUGCAGAUAACAUGAUGACUGAAAAAGAGCUUUCACAAACUAGCAGCUCCUACAAGGAAGCUCUGAGUCAGCCUGCGCCAGGGAUCUCCCACCGCCAGCGUCUAGCGUGGCUGCAGAAGCGGCGCGGCCCCGGUUUAUGGGUACAAUGCGACGCGUGUAACUCCUGGCGUCAUCUGCCGCAUGUUGUUGACUCCCAUCAGCUGCCGCCUAAGUGGUAUUGCUCCAUGAAUCCAGAUAAAUCGUUAGCAGACUGCUCCGCCCCGGAGACUCCCCUGCGUAUAUCAGACGAAGAAGACCUGAUCCACAGCGAGUACUCGGCCGGCUCGCUGGUGUGGGCGCGCCUGCCCGGCUGGCCGUGGUGGCCCGCCAUGGUGGACGACGAUCCUGAUACGGAGCAGUUCUACUGGCUCGACGGCUUCUCCGAUAUACCGACACAUUACAACGUCGUGUUCUUCGAUGAGAGAGGCGCCACACGGGCUUGGCUAUCUCCAGAAAAUUUGGAACCUUACACUCAAAAUAAAAAGAGGUUCCGACGCCAUUCAAGCUCCAAACAAUACAAGAAACGACUAGAACGGUCUAUACACGAGGCUGACAAAGCUGAAAAACUCACUGUGGCCGAUCGUUUAGCCAAAUUCAGCUUCAUAAAUACAUACAAAGGUCCAAUAGUCAGUCCGAAAAAGGUAACAAAAACCGAGCUGGAGAUGUUUCAAAAGAAGUUGAAACGGAAAUUCAAUGUGGACUUUCCUAUUGAAGCUUCGUCGGACUCAGAAGACGAGGAAUCUAUUCAGGCACUUAGGGAAAUAAACAAAAAGAAGAAUGUUAUCCUGAUUGGAACGCCUAGAAGUAAAAAGGCUAAACAAGAUAAUACUUCUAAUAAAAAUAAUGAUAAUGCAGUCAUAAAAACUGUUCUAGAAAAGCAGAAAAAUGACAAUCUUAAGCAUAAUGAGGAAAAUAAAAUAAACGGGGAAGACAGCGGACAAAAGCCUACAACGGAAAAAGAUAUCGAAAAGAAUCCUAAAAAGAAAAUUGACUUUAAAACUCCUAAGAAAGGAUUAGAUGUUGAGAAAAAUACCACCAUAAUCAGCUUUGCCAGUGCAGCAACUACUAAUACUCUUGACCAAUCAUUUAAAAUGCCAGAUUCUUUGGCUACUGAAAUUGGCAGCACACCGACAUUAAACUUGGGAUCACAGAUUAAUGGCUAUGAUAAUGAUUCUUCAAAAACGUACGUACCUGAAGAUGAAUCUGAUCCUGUAGUUAUUACUCAAGAUUUCCAGAUUCGCGUGGAUACUCCAAGCAGUGACGAUUUUGAAUUUUAGUACCUACAGUUUUUGCUAGGAAUUCCUUCAAUGAUAAUAUUAUCGAUUAAUAAUUGCUUGAUUAAUGUUCAAUAACUAUGUAGAUUGAUUCUUAAAAAUAUAUUUUUUCAUUAAGUUGUACAAAGUUAAACUCCAAGAAUAACAAAUAGUCGGAGAACUCAAAUUCUUAAAUGAAAUUCCUCCCUUUAAUAUUUAAGGAACAACCACACCUGCGGUACAAAUGAUUUUUGAUGUCGUGUCGCUAGCAUUUUGCCAUAAUUUACUUAAAUAGUUAAGGUCACUACAGUAGCAAUACAAAUAGUGGCUAAGUUUAGACUGUAGAAGCUAUACUGGGUACAGUGAGUACCCAAUUUAGGGCGAAUAAGAAACUUGUACAUAUCUUUUUGAAUAUAUUGAGUAUUGGCAAGUAUUGGCCCCCAUAAGAUGUCACCUAUAAACUCAAGCCGCCCAAAUGUUAUUGUUUUGGAACCUGUGUUCCCUGCCUCAAAUAUAAAAAUUACUUUACUAGAAUAAGUAAGAUUUACUUUUUAUCUCUCUAAAAAUAUUAAAAACUUAAAUUAGCAUCAUAAUAAAGAACACGUGAUGAAAUUGAACAUAUAACAACGUAAUUUGUGAGUGAAUCCUAGGUAGUUGCAUCUGCUAGUGCCUUGACCGGUGUUAUACUGGUACCUACUUAUUAUUAUUUUUUAAACAAUGAUUGUGUUGUCAAUUCACUAAAGGGUCUAUUAUUAUUAUUAUAUCCGUGGUGGCUCAUCAUCCUAAUGUUUUAUUAUAUUAUAUUUAAGUAAUAAUAAAUAUCUGAUGUUAUGAUGCAAGUUAAGAAUUGUAUAUUUAAAUAUAUUAGUUAUUUAAGUUACCUACGUUGAAAUACAAUAUAUUAAAGAUUGUUAUUAAUUCAGCACAAACGUAUUUUGAUUAAUUGAUUAAUGAGGCGAGGCAUGUAAAAAAAUUUCGUUUGUCACGAUAUGGCCUCUGCCCCAUUUGCAUCUCUAUCUUCGGAGUGUCAUGUCUGCACGUUGUCUGUGGUAGUCAUUAUAUAGUCUGUCAAAUCAUUUCCGUCAGUAGAACA
Messenger RNA from Cydia pomonella (codling moth), 2747 nucleotides. Its product is annotated as zinc finger CW-type PWWP domain protein 1-like. Bases 230 to 1678 code for a protein of 482 amino acids. Lineage: Eukaryota; Metazoa; Arthropoda; Insecta; Lepidoptera; Tortricidae. The transcript is spliced from 7 exons. The record is from RefSeq and is a predicted model, not a curated record. Gene Ontology annotation, molecular function: zinc ion binding. Gene Ontology annotation, cellular component: nucleus.